Molecule: messenger RNA, 1197 nt
Organism: Penicillium coprophilum
Lineage: Eukaryota; Fungi; Ascomycota; Eurotiomycetes; Eurotiales; Aspergillaceae
Product: putative malic acid transport protein
Exons: 2
Coding region: 1-1197 (398 amino acids)
Biological process (GO): sulfite transmembrane transport; transmembrane transport
Cellular component (GO): plasma membrane
Molecular function (GO): sulfite transmembrane transporter activity
Source: RefSeq, a predicted model, not a curated record
AUGUCAGAUCAGGGAGGCCUCCCUCCACCGGUGGGUCCGCUGUCUCGCGCCCUGUGGAAUUUCUCAUCGCUGUGGUUCAUCGUUCCUCAAGGAACGGGUAUAAUAGCCGUGAUCCUUUACCGACUGAGAUACCAAUUCAAUGGGCUCAAAACCCUCGCCACGAUCGUAUGGAUCUACACUAUCGUCCAGCUCGGUCUGUUCCUCAUCCUCUACCUCUUACGCAUAUUUCUACACCCAAAACAUGUCCUACAACAGCUGCGGAACAAAACCAUCGAAACAUCCUGCCUCUGCUGCAUCUCCAUCGCCUUCACCUCCAUCCUCCAAAUGGCCGCUUUCAAAUACGGAGACACAGCCGGGCUGGCCAUUUACAUUCUCUGGUGGGUAAACACCGGCAUGGCCGUACUCGCCUGUUUGGUAAUCCCAUUCGUCCAUCUCAAGAUGCAGCAGUCGGCCAAGCGACACAUGCAGGCUGACACAUUGAUGCCAUUCCUUGCGGCGUUAACGUCUGCCGCAGGUGGCGGGGUUAUAUGUCGCGUCAUGCGUAUCAGCCCCCGUCUCCAGGUCCCUGCUAUCAUCAUCUCCUACCUUGAACUUGGGGUUGGUCUUGCUCUUGUUGCUGCGUUCGAUACCAUUAUACUCGCUCAGUACUUCGGUCGCAAAUUCCAGACAACGGACAUGGUGUAUCAGGAUAUGAUCAUGUGUGGUCCUUGCGGACAGGCUUCGGUUGCGUUCCAGGCCUUGGGCGAGGCUGUUCAGGCCGGUAGCUUUGCGGCGUAUGAUCGCGGUCAGCUGCUAACUGCGAAGGCGGCCGAUCCCUUUGCUUUCAUCAGCCAUUUUAUGGGUCUUCUUAUCUGGGGAUAUGGUAUCUUUUGGUGGUUCUUUGCUAUCCUGAGUAUAUGUUAUACCCUCCACACACAACCUGGGGGUUGGAAGAAGUCACGGUUCACCAUGUCUGUGUGGUCUGUGGUUUUCCCGUGGGGUACCUUCACCAAUGCUGCCGUUGAGUUUGGGAAGCUUAUGGAUUCUCCCGCAUUUGAUGUGUUUUCCACUGCCCUUUUGCUGCUCCUUGUAAUCAUGUGGAUAGUCAUACAGAUCUUGACAUUGAAGGGGAUAGUGACAGGGCGAGUAUUCGGCCUAGAUCACGGAUGGAGAAAACGAUAUGACGACCGACGGCCUGCGGUCAUCAAAGAAGCGUAA